Indicator indicator is the source of this 1328-nucleotide messenger RNA. It is a transcript of the gene FBXO28, whose product is annotated as F-box protein 28. The record is from RefSeq and is a predicted model, not a curated record. NCBI's taxonomy places the organism in Eukaryota, Metazoa, Chordata, Aves, Piciformes, Indicatoridae. The transcript has 5 exons. Gene Ontology annotation, molecular function: protein binding. Gene Ontology annotation, biological process: protein polyubiquitination. Bases 1 to 1050 code for a protein of 349 amino acids.
AUGGCGGCGCCGGAGGAGCGGCUCCUGUCGGACGGGGAAGGCGGCGCCCUGGGUUCGGCUCGGCUCUCCCCGCCCCCGGUUUCGGAGCCUCCUGAGGCUCUGGCGCCGUUGGAGCCGCCGCCUCAGAGCAACACGCUUAUGGGGCUGCCCAUCGUGGCGAUCGAGAGCAUCCUUAGCUUCCUGUCCUACGAUGAGACGAGCCAGCUCCGCCUGGUUUGUAAGCGAAUGGAUUUGGUUUGCCAACGGAUGCUAAAUCAGGGAUUUCUAAAAGUGGAAAGAUAUCACAACUUGUGUCAAAAGCAAGUUAAAGCUCAGCUUCCAAGGCGGGAGUCAGAGAGAAGAAACCAUUCUUUAGCUCGACAUGCAGACAUCCUCGCUGCAGUAGAAACAAGACUCUCUCUGUUAAAUAUGACUUUCAUGAAGUAUGUGGAUUCCAAUCUCUGUUGCUUCAUACCUGGAAAGGUAAUAGAUGAAAUUUAUCGUGUGCUAAGGUAUGUAAACUCCACAAGGGCUCCUCAGAGAGCUCACGAAGUUCUUCAAGAACUAAGGGACAUUUCCUCCAUGGCUAUGGAAUAUUUUGAUGAGAAGAUUGUUCCAAUACUGAAAAGAAAGAUGCCUGGGUCAGAUGUAUCGGGACGUCUGAUAGGAACUGCCCCAGUUCCAGGGCCUUCUGCAGCACUGACAACAAUGCAGCUGUUUUCCAAGCAAAGCCCUUCAAGACAGGAAGUCACCAAACUCCAGCAGCAAGUAAAAGCAAAUGGCACAGGCUUGACGUCACUAAAGCGAGAAAUCUCAGAGAUUCGCAUCAAAGUGCAAGAGCAACAGAAACAACUCCAAGAUCAAGAUCAGAAACUGCUUGAGCAAACCCAAAUCAUAGGUGAACAGAAUGCCCGAUUGGCUGAGCUUGAACGGAAGCUGCGAGAGGUGAUGGAGAGUACAGUAGGAAAUUCUUCAGGUUCUAACUCAAAUGAACAAUCUCCUAGAAAACGGAAGGCAGUUGAAUCCACAGACUGUCCUAGGAAAUCUAAACGCCUUCGGAACAGAAAAUAACUUGGGAGUGAAUGGCACCUUCAGGAGGAUACACUGCUUUAGUAGCCCAAGCAGGUCUGCUUGUUUGGAUACUGUGACUAGCUUCAUGGUGUCACUUAGGCUGCUGGCUCUUCAAAACACCACUUAGACUUGAACAGUAAUUUUCUUUCGUUGAGACUUUUCCCCUGCUUUCUGUAUGGGUGGGCCUAAUGCACAGAAUCUUUAAGAGUUGCAAUAGUUACAUACUAACCAGACCUGCUCUGUUAUGUUUUGAAAGGUUAAUCUCUUUCUGUGCAGAU